Messenger RNA from Phacochoerus africanus (Common warthog), 2244 nucleotides. It is a transcript of the gene TPD52L2, whose product is annotated as TPD52 like 2. Bases 138 to 824 code for a protein of 228 amino acids. Lineage: Eukaryota; Metazoa; Chordata; Mammalia; Artiodactyla; Suidae. Gene Ontology annotation, biological process: carbohydrate metabolic process. The record is from RefSeq and is a predicted model, not a curated record. Gene Ontology annotation, cellular component: cytoplasm. The transcript has 9 exons.
CGUAAUGCCGCCGCGGCGGAGGCGGUCCUGCUGGCUGCUGUGUACGCGGCGAGCGACACCUGGUGCGGCCAGCUCGGCUCCUGCGACGCCCGCGUCCGCGGCCUCGACACUAGCUGCGGCCCGGCCGCCGCUUGAACAUGGACUCCGCCGGCCAAGAUAUCAACCUGAAUUCUCCUCACAAAGGCCUGCUCUCCGACUCCAUGACGGAUGUCCCUGUCGACACAGCCGUGGCCGCCCAGGCGCCUGUCGAGGGUCUGACGGAGGCCGAGGCCGAGGAGCUGAGGGCCGAGCUGGCAAAGGUCGAGGAGGAAAUUGUCACUCUGCGCCAGGUGCUGGCUGCCAAGGAGCGCCACUGCGGAGAGCUGAGGCGGAAGCUGGGCCUCUCAGCCUUGGAGGGCCUGCGGCAGAACCUGUCACGGAGCUGGCAGGACGUGCAAGGCUCCAGCGCCUAUAUGAAAACUUCUGAGAAACUCGGAGAGUGGAAUGAGAAAGUGACCCAGUCGGACCUCUACAAGAAGACUCAGGAAACUCUCUCUCAGGCGGGACAGAAGACCUCAGCUGCCCUGUCCACCAUGGGCUCCGCCAUCAGCAGGAAGCUCGGAGACAUGAGGGCUCGGCCGUUCUCACACUCCUUUAGCAGCUCCUCCAUCCGCCACUCCAUAAGCAUGCCGGCCAUGAGGAAUUCUGCCACCUUCAAGUCAUUUGAAGACCGAGUUGGGACCAUAAAGUCUAAGGUUGUUGGCGGCAGAGAGAAUGGUGGUGACAACCUGCCCUCCCCGGCCGGGAGUGGUGACAAACCCCUGCCUGAUCGCACGUCCUUCUGAGCCCAGCGGGCUUCGCGUGGCCACAGACAAGCACAGCCUCCUGGCCACAGCUGCAGCUGCGUGAGCGGGGCGGGCAGCCAGGCCUCGGCAGCGCUCAGAGCUGGCUUUGAGGACAGUCGUGCCAUCCAUGUGGGGCGUGGCCGCAGGCUCGCGUGGGGCUGAGGACACGCCACAUGCACUUGCCUCCACUGUGUCAGCAGAGGCGGCGGUCUCCAAGCCAGAGCCCGGCUCCCUCUGGGAACCGUGUGUGCUCAGCACGUGUUCAAGGGAAGAGCCACAGUGUGAAACACGCCGCGUCUGCUCCGCUCCUUCCUCAGGCACAGAGGCCGCGCCUCCAGGAAGCCCUGCCUGAUCUGCAGUUUCUUUUCAACAUGCGCAACAAACUGUCCAUUUUCGGAGACCCGCCAGAAGGAAACUGAUUAUCAGCAGCUGCCUAAUUGUUACACUAAUGAUCUAGCUUUAACAAAAGCAAAUUCUUUAUUUUUUAAAUGCAGUGGGUUUUUCAAAAAUUAAAACUAAGCAAAGCAACUUUAGCCUCAUAGUUAGAAAAUAUCAUUUCUUUGGCCUCGAGCUGAAUACACGCCUUACAUCGCCUUAUGCUUUGUUUAUAAUGUUUUUAUAUCUAGAAAUGAGGGUUCUUUGGGGGUUUUGAGCACCGUGUAGAAUUCUGCAUCCAGUCAAGUGGCAGCGUGGCCCUGCCCGUGGUGCGUUUCGCGGAUGCACUCCGUCCACGUGUGUGAAAUUGGCUUCUCUCUCCUCUCAUUGACCACGGCGGCUCCCGAGGACCAAAGGGUCCCCGGGCCAGUGGGUAUCGGGGCAGGAGAAUGGAAAGGCAGCACGUCUGCAGAGGGGCAGCACCACUCCCCGGGGGCCAGGCCUGCGCAUUGCUGGUUGGCAGCUCCAGCCUGCCUGGGUGCAGCCAGCUGCAGGCAGACCCUGCAGGCCGGUCAGGGCCCGGCGGUUGGGGUCAGCCAAGCCUCUGCUGCGGCCUUUUCUCCGGAGCGACGAAGACCUCUCUCCCCUUUGAUGCUGCCCCGCCCAGCAGCCCCUCACCCAGGGCCCCGCAUCUGCGGUGUCCGGAGGGGCAGCUCUGUGCCUUACGGGCUUGUCCUGGGCAGAGACCUCGCCCGCAUCUGUGCACUCGGAGGGGAGGAACCAUCAGCUCUGCGUCCGCUUUGGUCAACUGAGACGUGCUCUCUGCUACCUGAGUCUGCUGGCCACUGCAGACACCGGGGUGGGGGGUGCAGUCCGCGCUCGUGCCUUGGGCGGCGUACCUGUCCAUGUCCUUUCUCCAGGUGGGAAUCCCUCAGGUGGGGUGUUGGGAGGAGGCAGGAUGCAGGGCCAAUGACUGGUAGAUCUUUUCCUUAAAGUAAGUAAUGGGUAACUUGCCAAUAAAGCAUUCCUUUGGGGGAAAACCCGC